AUGAAAGGUUCCGAUAUCAACUCCUCGGCAAUAACGCUGAUGGCGUUAUUUUUGAUUUUAUCCUUCGCCUGCGUUUCGGCGACUGGUCUCCUUCUUUAUUUAGUAUGCGCCCGAAAGUACCGUCUAAAUUGGUUCGAGAAAAACUUGUUAGAAUCAGCGGAAAGCACUAAAGAACUACAACUUAGCCAAGAUUCCUUCGUCGACAUUCAAGAUAACUCAGAAGACAUCAAAUCUAUUUUUGCGGAUUGCACUAAAGAUGAGAAAGUCCAACAGUAUCUGCAACCUUGUGAUGAUAGAGAAUCAGCUAGCUCUAUGCCAGCCAGCCCCACAUCAUGCACCAGCUAUCAACUCACGUUUCCCAUCGCUCCGAAAGAUGAUAAUGGGCUGACAAGUCCGUGUUUUUCCAAACCGCGGAUACCAACAAUGCAAGCGAAAUUGGAUCACACGAAGAUUGAUUCGUCCAUGUAUCAAAAUGAAACCACCGGUGAAGAGGAAGAUGUGCGCGGUUCCGUUCGCGUUUCAUUAAGUUGUGAUCCAAUCGGCGGAAUGCUGACGGUGCGGUUAAUUGAGGCACGAGAUCUGCAAACACGAGACUCCAACGGCUCAGCCAAUCCGUACGCGAAGAUUCGUUUAUUGCCAAACAAAGCAAACGUCUGGCAGACCCGAAUUCACAAGAAAACAUUAAAUCCCGUAUUCGAUGAAGAUUGUUUUGAGGUACAGGGGAACACGAUAAGUCGGAAUGUCUUGGAAGUGCUGCUUUAUAACUUUGACGCGUACAGUCGACAUCAUAGCAUCGGAGCGGCACAGUUUCCUUUGGCGAGCAUUGAUUUGAGUGAAAAAGCUGACGUCUGGCGUACGCUUGGUCCCCUGGUCAAUCAAGAUCCGCAAGUGGAUCUCGGUGAAUUAAUGGUGUCACUAUCGUACUUGCCCAGUGCUGAACGACUCACCGUGGUUGUUAUCAAAGCGAGAAACUUGAGAGUCGUGGACGACACACGCAACAGUUCUGAUCCGUAUGUGAAGGUGUGCAUCGUGAAUGGCGCGAAGCGUAUCAAAAAGAAGAAAACCGGUGUGCAUAGGAAUACAGUCUCGCCGGUGAUCAACGAGGCGCUGACAUUCGACAUUGGCAAAGAGACCUUGAAAAAAUCCUGCAUUGAAUUCUUCAUCAUGCACGACAGUCUUCUGGGUUCUAGCGAAACGCUCGGGGUGUGCAAAGUUGGCGGAGGCGCUGACUGUUGCCUGGAGGAGAGAGAGUUUUUCCACGCCAUGUUGCACAGCAAAACCGCGACCGCCCAAUGGCUGACCCUUGCAGAGCCAAAACCCACCAAAGAGAAAACAGCAAACUAAAACCUCAUUAUAUAAAUUUCUGCAAAACGUAAAGGACCAUUGAAUAUCAAUUAUUAUUGUACGUACCUAUUGCAAUUAUUCUAGUCUACAUAUACACAAACAAAUGAAUCUUGUGAAACAGACGUAUAUAUUGUGAUGCUAUGAUAAGCACGAGGUGUCUCAAACUUUAUUCUAUGAUUACGCGCGUUUGCUGAGAUAUUCAAUUGGUGAAACUUUAUCACAAUAUACCUCAAAGGGCUUUCCGUGUACAGAGAACUGACUAAACAAAUGAAUGGAUAGCUGCUUAUUGUAGGUUAUAGUUGUGCUUGAUACACUCAGAUAUAUUUAUCCAAAAAUUAGUCAAAUUAGAACUAAGAAUAUAAAGAUUGUUCAGUAGUGAAAUAUUAUCUGAAAGUUGAACAAAUUCUAACUGAUAUAUUAUACACAAAUAUAUACCUAUACAGUUAACUAUUGCAACAAAUAUAUUUUUAAAGAGUCAAUGUAAGUUUGGUUGCAUAAAUAAAAUUAACUUCAUGAA
This is a messenger RNA of Dalotia coriaria, 1861 nucleotides long. RefSeq names its product Synaptotagmin alpha (gene Sytalpha). Gene Ontology annotation, molecular function: syntaxin binding; calcium ion binding; calcium-dependent phospholipid binding. Gene Ontology annotation, biological process: synaptic vesicle endocytosis; calcium ion-regulated exocytosis of neurotransmitter; regulation of dopamine secretion. Gene Ontology annotation, cellular component: plasma membrane; axon; dense core granule. NCBI's taxonomy places the organism in Eukaryota, Metazoa, Arthropoda, Insecta, Coleoptera, Staphylinidae. The record is from RefSeq and is a predicted model, not a curated record.